UGCGAGACAAAAGCCUGGCACCGGAUCCAACAGGCUCACAAUCACAACCCGUUCGCACAAGCAGUCCCGCGAACGAAAGAACAAGUUCCGUCAUGAGCCAACGUGUCCCCUGGAAGGAAUCUAACCUGGCCUUGAUUGGUAGUGACCUGGAUCACAAGAUCAAAGCGGCUGCUGCUGAGAAUGAAGAGCAGUGGCAGGGUCUGAACGAAGCGCCGGGCAGAAAAGUCUGGCGCAUCGAACAGUUCAAGGUAGUCCCUUGGCCCGAGGAUCAGUACGGAAAAUUUCACAAGGGAGAUUCUUACGUUGUUUUGAACUCUUAUACUGAGGACGGGAGUGAUGCACUCUUGCACGAUAUACAUAUUUGGAUUGGCUCUGAAUCUUCGCAGGACGAGUACGGAACGGCCGCUUACAAGAUGGUCGAAGCCGAUGAUUCGUUGGGUGGCGCCGCUAUCCAGCAUCGAGAGGUUCAAGGCAAGGAGAGCCCGCUUUUUCAGUCCUACUUUGAGGAAUUGACUUAUCUAGAAGGUGGUGCCGACACCGGAUUUAAUGUCGUCGAGCCCACGAAGGACAAGCCGCAUUUGUACCGGGUGAAGGGCACGGAAAAGGGAAUGUCGCUCACCCAGCUGUCUCUCUCCAAGUCGUCUCUGAAUACCGGAGAUUCCUUUAUUCUAUUCGCCAACGGAAGCAACGUUUGGCUUUGGAACGGCGAGUCUGCUAACCCCGACGAAAAGGCCCGCGCGAACUCAUUGGCUGAGAGCAUGUGUACGCAGGGAACAGUCAAAGUUUUGGAUCAAGGUCAGGGCGACGAAGAAGAGACCGACUUUUGGGAUUACCUUGGUGAUGGCGAAAUUCAAGAAGCCGAUGAUGGAGAUGAAGAGGUUGAUGAGUUUAUUCCUCUCUUGUUCAAGCUCUCGGAUAACCCGGACGAAGAACCUGAGCAGGUUGCGGAGGGUGAACCUGUGAAAGUUCGUUGGGGUAGUCCUUCACCCAAGAUAGAUCGCUCCUUUCUGAAUGAGAACGAUGUAUUUUUGCUCGACGCCGGUUGGGAAAUUUUUGUUUGGAUCGGUACCGAUGCAGACCGCAGUGAGAAGCUUAUGGCCAUGGGCAAGGCGGAUAGUUUUUGCAAACAGGAUCCUCGUAAGGCCGACCUCCCCGUCUCCAUUGUGAAGAGCGGUUGGGAAAGCUCUGGAUUCAAGGCUUUCUUCAGCGAAUAGACGGUUGGACUGGCAACGAUUGUUGCGAGAGAUCUAGAAUGUAGCUGACUGACAGAGAAUAUGAGAUAAUAUUUCAGAAAUUUCCGUAUUACAAUUAC
This is a messenger RNA of Phaeodactylum tricornutum CCAP 1055/1, 1312 nucleotides long. It is a transcript of the gene GEL3, whose product is annotated as gelosin/severin like protein. Gene Ontology annotation, molecular function: actin filament binding. The transcript is spliced from 2 exons. The record is from RefSeq and is a predicted model, not a curated record. Lineage: Eukaryota; Bacillariophyta; Bacillariophyceae; Surirellales; Neidiaceae. Bases 93 to 1214 code for a protein of 373 amino acids.